This is a messenger RNA of Girardinichthys multiradiatus, 840 nucleotides long. RefSeq names its product tumor necrosis factor receptor superfamily member 14-like. Lineage: Eukaryota; Metazoa; Chordata; Actinopteri; Cyprinodontiformes; Goodeidae. The record is from RefSeq and is a predicted model, not a curated record. Gene Ontology annotation, cellular component: external side of plasma membrane; membrane. Gene Ontology annotation, molecular function: protein binding; transmembrane signaling receptor activity. The transcript is spliced from 8 exons. Gene Ontology annotation, biological process: signal transduction; positive regulation of cytokine production involved in immune response; positive regulation of T cell migration. The coding region runs from base 1 to 801 and encodes 266 amino acids.
AUGCACCCCACCUUUGCUUUGUCUCCCGCUGGAAACCGAGACGUGGUUACCAUGCAAUGGAGGCGCAUCAUUCUAGAGAAGAAACCACACAUUAUUCUAAUGAGAGCCUUCAGGGUCCAUACCAUCACAUGUCAUCUAACAGAGUACAAGAUAGGAAAUGAGUGCUGUCCAAUGUGUCCUCCUGGCAGCAGAGUAAAAACGGACUGUAAGGAGUUCAGAACAACAUCAUGUCUGCGCUGCACAGAUGGGACUUAUAUGGACCUGCCCAAUGGACUGAAGAGAUGCAGUCCAUGUUCUACCUGUGAUUCAGGAGCUGGUCUGAUGGUCAAACAAGGAUGUAGAACAUAUGCAGACACAGUCUGUGAACUAAUGGAGGGGUUCUUCUGUACAGACCCUAAAUCAGGAGGCUGUGGUGUAGCACAGAAACACAGGAGCUGUGAACCAGGACAGUACAUCAGCAAGAAAGGAACAGCCUCCACAGACACAGACUGCUCUGACUGCUUCAGUGGAACAUUUUCUAAUGGGACAAUGUUGUCUUGUCAGCAACACAGACAAUGUGAAAAAGAAAACCUUCAGCUGAUAAAAGCAGGAACAGCUUCAACUGACGCUGAAUGUGGAGAAGAAGGUUCCAAUAUCACAGGAAUAGUGAUCGGUGUGGUGGUGGUUUUAUUCGUUUUAGCAGCGAUUGUUGCUGUUUAUCUUCUCAGGAAAUAUUGGAGGAAGGCAAAAGCAGUCAAUUGCACAAACGACAAAAACCCCAAAGGGAAGACGCAGAAGGAGCAGAACACAGCAAUCGUUUAACAACACCAGGUAAGAUAGAACUUUGUUCUUUACUACAAU